AUGGCAUCCCCAACGAGCACCGCUGGAUUUUGUUCAAACACAGGCGACGAGCCGCUGGAUGACUACAAUAGCAUCUUGGCCACGACACGCCUUGCGGGCAUUGAGUUUCCAAGCCACUGGGACGGCACGACGCUCGUGUCGGCGUCCACACCGCGGGCCGUGCAGCUCGAGCUCACCAAGAAGCUGCAGUUUUUACCAUGGACAGCAUCGGGAUCGUUCCCGUUUGCAGGUAUCCGCUACCUCCGCACUCUACAGGAAUCCAUGGACCUGCCCGAGCUCAACUUGCUGUAUGCGCUGGAGCUGCUCCACUUGCCGGGCGUGACCACGACAUUGACCGAGCUUGAGGCGUAUCUGAGCUCCGUCCACGACAAGCAGGUCGACGCGCACCCGCUCUUGUUUCUCGCGAUGGGGCGCUGGACCAGCGACGUAGCGUACGUCAAGCUCUUUGUGCUUAAGUACCCAAGUGCGCGCGACACGUGGUUGACGGCCGACGAAAUGCGAGCGCUCUCGCCCGCGUCACCAGCACCGACGUGGUCGCCGACGGACCCGUCCCAGCUCUGGAGAGCACUGGUUGACGCAGAGCACGUGCGCUCGCCCGCCAUGGAGAGCCUCCUCGGCAUGAUUGGCAUCGCCAAGGUCAAGCGCGCGGCCAUCCAGCUCUUCCAGUCGGCGCGAGCGCGCAAGAAGAUGUCGCUUGCGAUGCAGAAGAAGAACCCGCUCUCGCUCAACUUUUGCUUUGUCGGGGGCGCGGGCACGGGCAAGACGACGGUCGCGCGGCUCUUCGCCACGCUCUUGUACGAGUCGGGUCAUCGCCCAAAGGAUGUGUUUGUCGAAGUCAGUGCGCAGUUGCUGUUGGACCAAACCAUCGACGUGUUCCGAAAGCGCGCGGCGUCGGCCAAGGACGGCGUCCUCUUCAUCGACGAGGCGUUCGAUUUGGACCCGGACCGGGAUGUUAAAGGCCGCGCGAUCGUCUCGGAGCUCAUCACGCUCGCCGAAAAGUACCGGAACAAUCUCACCAUCAUCUUGGCGGGCUACGAAGACGAAAUGGAAACCAAGCUCUUUGGCUUUAACUCGGGUCUCAAGAGUCGCUUCCAGCUCAUCCCGUUUGACGCCAUGAACGAAGCCGAGCUGCACGCUGUCUGGGACUUGCAGCUGCAAGCGCGCGGGUGGACGGCGCCGCCCGAGCUCGCGACGAUCGUGUCCAAGCGGCUUGCGAUGCGCGCGCACUCGAAAGACUUUGGCAACGCUCGGUCCGUGCGCAAGGAAGUCGAGGCCGCCACCAUGAGCGCCAUGGCUCGGCCGACCUUUGACGGUGCAAAGCUCGUACUGCGCGUCGACGACGUCAUUGGCGACCAUCCGCUGCACAACCCUACGCUCGAGCGCGUUUUGGGUGAACUCGAGGGAAAGAUUGGGUGGACCUCGAUCAAGAAGAGCGUUCACGACCUCGUCCAGCACUGCGAGAAGAACUACAAGCGACAGCUCUCGGGCCAAGCGCCGCUGCCACUGAUGCUGAACCGCCUCUUCUUGGGCAACCCCGGCACGGGCAAGACGUCGUGCGCGGCGCUGUACGGGCGCAUCCUGAAGGAACUCCACUUACUCUCGAGCGGCGACGUGGUGCUCAAAACCGCCAGCGACUUGAUCGGACACUACAGCGGCGAGACUCAGACCAAGACGCAAGCGUGCUUGGAAAUGGCCCGCGGCAAGGUCCUCGUCAUCGACGAAGCCUACAAUUUGGACAACAGUCGCUACGGCAAGCAAGCGCUCGAUGUGCUCGUCGAGAAGAUCCAGAACACGGGCUACGACGACAUGGCCGUGCUCUUGCUCGGCUACGAAGACAAGAUGCUGGCGAUGCUGCGCGACCAGAACCCAGGCCUCGCGCGCCGCUUUCCGCGCGACGCGGCUUUUGUCUUUGACGAUUACUCGCCCGUGGAGCUGUUGCAGCUUCUUCAGUAUGCGUGCACGCGCAACGAAAUUGGCUGCUCGGCGGACGCCAUGGAGGCCGCUCUUGUCGAGCUCGAGCGGCAGAAACGACUGGCGCAUUUUGGCAAUGCGGGCGCUGUGAACGCGCUCGUGCAGCAAGCGAUGGUCAAGGCGACGCGCCGUGACGGCCCCAUAGUGCUCUUGGCCGCCGACUUUGUUCGUGACGAUGUCGCGUCACCCGAUAUGGACGCGGAUCCGCUGCAGCUGCUCGACGGCCUCUACCGCAUGGACGACAUCAAGAGUCGCUUGCGCAGCCUUCGGAACGCUAUGCAAGUGGCCGACGCCGAAGGGUCGCCGCGCCCCGAGCUCGGACACUUUGUGUUUCGCGGGUCACCCGGCACGGGCAAAACGACGGUCGCGCGCGCCGUGGCGACGAUUUUGUACCAGCUUGAUCUUCUCGCGGUCGAUCAUGUCGAAGAGACGUCGGGCUUGGGUCUCACGGGCGAGUACCUCGGCCAAACGAAGAAGCGCGUGGCCGAGAAGCUCGAUGCAGCCAACGGCGGCGUUCUCUUCAUCGACGAAGCGUACGCCCUUGGCGACAAGUGGUACGGGCAGGAAGCCAUGACGACGCUCGUGGCGGCCAUGACCGACCCCGCGUACAGCGGUCUCGUCAUCGUCAUUGCCGGGUAUCCCGCCGACAUGGACCGGAUGCUGGACCGCAACGUCGGUCUCAAGAGCCGCUUCACGCAGUUUUUCGACUUUCCCGACUGGGCGACGGCCGACUGCAUGGCGUUUCUACGCGCGACGAUCGCUCGUGACAACUAUAUUGCGUCGGAAGAUGUGCUCGAGUGCAUCGAAGGUCACUUGGACGCUGUGCGCCGCCUCCCGGGGUGGGGCAACGGCCGUGACGUCAAGCAGCUCUGGAACGCAGUUCUGACCGCGCGCGCGGAUCGCAUUGUCGGUCGACCGGCAGACGUUGAGAAGACAAUUGAAGUAGACGACGUCGACACGGCGUUUACAGCCAUGAUCGCAGCACGGACACCGGUGUCGCUAUCCGAUGCGCGCGCGGAGAUAGCUCCAGUGCAGACGCCAGGCAGCAUGCCGCCACCACCAGCUAUGCGACCCACAGAAACAACGCGCAAGCAAGAUGCUCCCGAGCCGGCAAAGACAGACGAUGGUGACGCGUUCCGCCAGAACGACGACAUUCAGCGGGAUGCGGGUGUCUCGGACGCCGACUGGGCCGAGCUCGAAGCGGCGAAGAUGGUCCACGCCGCAUACCUCGCAGGCCGCCAGCAAGAGCUCGACGCCGAGGCCCUCCGUCUCGAGCUGGCCAAAGCCGCCGCCGUGCAGGAGCGCAUUCGCCGCCUCUGUCCGUGCCCUGCCGGCUUCGCGUGGUUCAAAGUGGCCGGUGGCUGGCGCUGUGCCGGUGGCGGCCACUACGUCACGGAUGCGCAGUUGACGGCGCAGUUUACGUGCUAA
Molecule: messenger RNA, 3399 nt
Organism: Saprolegnia parasitica CBS 223.65
Lineage: Eukaryota; Oomycota; Saprolegniomycetes; Saprolegniales; Saprolegniaceae
Exons: 1
Coding region: 1-3399 (1132 amino acids)
Molecular function (GO): ATP hydrolysis activity; ATP binding
Source: RefSeq, a predicted model, not a curated record